GGCACCGUUCCUGCCCACGGCCCGCUCGCGUCAUGUGAACGACCGAGGGGCACCCGAGACCAGCGGCGAAGAAGGAGGCGACUCGCGGCGGGAUGGAGGCAACUUUAGAGCAGCACUUGGAGGACACAAUGAAGAAUCCAUCCAUUGUUGGAGUCCUGUGCACAGAUUCACAAGGACUCAAUUUGGGCUGCCGCGGAACCCUGUCAGAUGAGCAUGCUGGGGUGAUAUCUGUUUUAGCCCAGCAAGCAGCUAAGCUAACCUCAGACCCCACUGAUAUUCCUGUGGUGUGUCUAGAAUCAGAUAAUGGGAACAUUAUGAUCCAGAAACACGAUGGCAUCACAGUGGCAGUGCACAAAAUGGCCUCUUGACAUCUUGUAUCAGUUCUCCAGCAGCUUGUCAUGGGGACUCAAUCAUACCUUAUGUUAAUUAUCUUAUAGAGCUAUUAGAGUUCCAGUAAUUAGGCCAUUCAUGUAAAGUGCAUUGGGCACUCUUCUAUUAAUUUUAGAAUAAGCUGCUUUUUGACACUCUGUGGAUUGACUUAUCAAAAUACUAGUUAAGGGAAGUAUGUUUUGAAGCAAGUUUAGGUCACUUUGUAUACAGAAUUUUGUUAUGUUUAAUAAAACUGGUUGGAGGAAAGCUUGGAUCUUUUCUGAAUUCUUUAAACUCUUAUCAAAUGUUUAUUUUUUCAAUUAUCAAAUUGUAAUUUUUCUUAAAAAGGUAACUGCUCCAAACCAUUCUGUUUUCGGAAGCUCCUGAAAUACAUAGAUUCUCACAGAAACAUCCAUGGAUAUAUAAAGUCAAGCAUACUCCUACCCCAUAAUAAAAACAUAAUAGUAGAUAUCGUAAGUACUUACUAUAUGCCAGGAACACAUUCAGUUCUCGUUAACAACCCUAUAUGGGUUCUCAAUAACAAAGAGGUGGAAGCAACUCAAAUGUCUGUCGAUGGGUGAAUGGAUAAACAAAAUGUAUAUACAUACCAUGGAAUAUUAUUCAGUGUUAAAAAAGAGAUUUUGACACAUGCUACAGCAUGGAGGACUCUAGAGGACAUUAUGCUAAGUAAAAUAAGCCAGUCACAAAAAGACAAAUCCUGUAUGAUUCCACCUAUAUGAGGUACCUAGAGCAGUCAAAUUCAUAGAGAUAGAAUGGUGGUUGCUAGGGUGAGGGGAAAAAAUGGGGAACUACUGUUUAAUGGGUAAAGAGUUUCAGUUUUACAAGAUGGAAAGAGUUCUAGAGAUGGAUGGUGGUGAUGGUGGCAACAAUAAUAUGAAUAUAUUUAAUACCGCUAAACUGUACACUUAAAAAUGGUUAAGAU
Molecule: messenger RNA, 1312 nt
Organism: Kogia breviceps (pygmy sperm whale)
Lineage: Eukaryota; Metazoa; Chordata; Mammalia; Artiodactyla; Physeteridae
Gene: LAMTOR5
Product: late endosomal/lysosomal adaptor, MAPK and MTOR activator 5
Biological process (GO): positive regulation of TORC1 signaling; cellular response to amino acid stimulus
Cellular component (GO): Ragulator complex; lysosome; cytoplasm
Molecular function (GO): guanyl-nucleotide exchange factor activity
Source: RefSeq, a predicted model, not a curated record